GGAUGUACAAGAACAACGUUACCCUUUACGUGGGUAUUGGAAUCACGAUAGCGAUGCUGGCUGCUGGAGCAGCCGUGCUGUACGUGUGGUGUAAAUACAGAAGUGUUAGACCAGGAUACACUGCUGCAAGGGCAGUUCAUCCAGGUGCGCCUAAAGCAUAUUCGGGACGGGACAAGGGCAACGCGGGACCGGACUUGACGAGGACCUGCAACGAAUACUGGAUGCAAAGGCCUGAUAACCACUACGACCUGCCACAGCUGAGAGACAGUUAUUCCUCACCGUUCGGCAACCGAAGUCGUCAGCAGUCAUCUUUGGGCAGCAACCACUACGAGAUGAAGCCGUACAGUCCGUCAGGUGACUCGGCCUCGAGCUGCUAUACCAAUUCAAGGACUAUGACGUCACGGUCGAGUGAGUGUUCGUCUUCGCAGCUCGCGGAGCUCGUGACGUCAUCACCUAUCUCCCACUCCAAAGUGGACGUCGCCGUAACCUUACCCACCGGUUCCCUAGAGACGAGCUAUAGAGAUAAGAUAUGUCUAACUAUUGUAAAAUAG
Parnassius apollo (apollo) is the source of this 551-nucleotide messenger RNA. Lineage: Eukaryota; Metazoa; Arthropoda; Insecta; Lepidoptera; Papilionidae. The record is from the annotation of a GenBank genome assembly.